This is a messenger RNA of Durio zibethinus, 1628 nucleotides long. RefSeq names its product RNA-directed DNA methylation 4 (gene RDM4). NCBI's taxonomy places the organism in Eukaryota, Viridiplantae, Streptophyta, Magnoliopsida, Malvales, Malvaceae. The record is from RefSeq and is a predicted model, not a curated record.
AUAAAAAAAAUUCCCCCUUCAUAUAUAGGCUCUAUUCACCCAAAUGUGCACAAGUCUUAAACCCCCAACUUCAAUACUGAAUGAAGCUUAAACCUUAACCCCAGCGCAAGCAAAAUUGGCUCAAAUCGAACAAGCUUCAUGGCAAGUAACGGCGAAAGCUCUUCGGGGACGUUCCAGUCGACGGCCGAUAAGCCUGUGAUUGUUAGGGUUAAGCGCAAAGUCUCUCAGGCUCCUCUCGAUGCUUUCUGGCUGGAAAUCAAUGAGAGACCUUUGAAGCGCCCAUUUUCUGAUUUUCAGAAACUAUCGAUAUCUGAAUCUUCCCAAAAAGAGGAGUUGAAGAGUAAGAAAGUAUUUGUGCGGCAUGUUGAUACAGCUAUAAGCUCUGAGGCUACUGUUGAUUUUGUGCAAUCUUUUAUGGUAAUCAAUAUGUUGCCGAAUUCCACUGAUGCUACUAACGGUGCUGCAAAGAGUCAGGAAGGAAGGCACCCUCAUAAAACUAAUAAUCGACAAGAGCAGCUAUCUAAAUCCAUCCAAAAACAAGAGGCAAUUGCACAAAAUGCUCGUUUUGAACAAAUAUGGCGGAGCAGAAAAGGUAAGAAAGAGGCAGUGGAUGAAAUGUGCCAUUUCUAUGAUGUUGUUCGUGUUGAUGUUGAGGAAAGCUCUAAUAGCAUACAAGUUGAUGAAGAGAUAUCAUUGGCUGAUCAGAAGCUUUUAUCUAGUUAUUUGCCUCUACUGAGAGAAUUUAUUCCUACAGCUGCUGCAGAAAUUGAAUCUGAUAUGCGAGCUUACAUGUUUGAAAAAGAUGAAUAUGUGUAUGACUACUACACUGUGAAGGAUGACAUGGAUGUAGAUGAGGACACAGCUUCAAAUUUAUUCCCGUUGGUACAGGUUGAUGAUCAGGAUUUCUAUGAUGUGCCAUAUGAGUCAGAAUAUGAUAGUGAAGAUUCAAAUGCUGAAGAUAAUCCAAGAAAUGAUUAUCCUGAUGAAAUAUCUGAAGAGGGGGAGGAGGAGGAGGACGACGACGACGACGAUGAGGAUGAGGGAGUGGAGAGUAAAGCUGCUGAUCAAUCAGAAGAGGAAAGUAACAAUUCUUCAGAAGUUGGGAAUGUGAGAUGCAAUGGAUCCGUUGAAGAUGGAGACUUGUUAUAUGAAGACGAGAUUUAUGAUGCUUUCUAUGGUGAUGCUAAUCAUCUUGAUGAUGGUAAUAGUGAUGAUACUCAGGGUGAAGAUUGGAGAUGGUCCUAUAGGUGAAACAUGGACUUAAUGGAUAAUUAAAGCGAGUUGUCUGGACAUCAUGGUAGAUCACAGAUGAUUAUAUAUAUAUAUAUAUAUAUAUAAUGCCGUUCACAAUUAGAUCCAAACGGAUUUAGUGUUGCAAAGACAUCUUGGAGGACUUGCAACAUCAUUGUUAUUGUUAAUAUCCUAGUUAUUCUGACAAUGGAACCAAUUGCCACUAAAGUCUUUUAAUUUUUUGGUAGUAGUAGUAGUAUUAUAAUGUUAUGAUGUAAUGCCAUGUAAUGAUGCUUAUUUUCACAGAUUCAAAACACAUUGACUCGAUACUUAACUCUCUGCAGUCUUACAACUUGCAAAGUAAAAGUGGGACACCAAACUAAUGCAAACUUUUUCUU